Molecule: messenger RNA, 4171 nt
Organism: Siniperca chuatsi (mandarin fish)
Lineage: Eukaryota; Metazoa; Chordata; Actinopteri; Centrarchiformes; Sinipercidae
Gene: jmjd6
Product: jumonji domain containing 6, arginine demethylase and lysine hydroxylase
Exons: 6
Coding region: 320-1522 (400 amino acids)
Biological process (GO): phagocytosis
Cellular component (GO): nucleus; cytoplasm
Molecular function (GO): P-TEFb complex binding; histone H4R3 demethylase activity
Source: RefSeq, a predicted model, not a curated record
AGCAUUGUGUCGCCUGCCAGCCAGCCAGCCAGCUAGCAGGCUUCUCUUGUUAGCUUGUUUCUCAAACUGUAUCGACCAGGCAGGUUUUAAAAGUGUUCUCACACUUGUUGGUAUAGACCUGAGGACGUGUUUAACACAUUACCCGACUUGUGGGUUUGUUGUCUAAUCAAAUAAAUAAGGUGAGACUGUCGGGAACAGCGCAGCUAGCCGGGUAUCAGUGCAGGCUAGUGAAUGCGUUUUUGUAGUAGACCCAGGUUAGCUCGAUAGCUAGCUGAGCAGCGAUAACGCACACAUUUUCUCUUUAAAGCCAGGAGGAGGAAUGAACCAUAAGAGUAAGAAGAGGAUUAAAGAGGCGAAACGGAGCGCCAGACCCGAACUGAAGGAUUCAUUAGACUGGAUAAAACACGGUUAUCAUGAGACUUUCGACCUGUCACAGCUCACCGUAAAGGACAGCGUUGAGCGUGUGGACACCCUCCAUCUCAGUCCUGAAGAGUUCAUCCAGCUCGAGCGGCCUUACAAGCCCGUCGUCCUGCUGAACUGCCAGGAGACCUGGCCUGCUCGGGAAAAAUGGACUCUGGAGCGCCUCAAACGCAAAUAUCGCAACCAGAAAUUCAAGUGUGGAGAGGACAACGACGGAUACUCGGUGAAGAUGAAGAUGAAGUACUACAUGGAGUAUCUGGAGACCACCAGGGACGACAGCCCGCUCUACAUCUUCGACAGCAGCUACGGUGAACACGCUAAGCGGCGGAAGCUGCUGGAGGACUACCAGGUGCCCCUCUUCUUCAGGGACGACCUGUUCCAGUUUGCAGGAGAGAAGCGCAGACCGCCGUACAGAUGGUUUGUAAUGGGCCCGGCCCGCUCCGGCACCGGCAUCCACAUCGACCCGCUGGGCACCAGCGCCUGGAACGCCCUGGUUCAGGGACACAAGAGGUGGUGUCUGUUCCCCACUAACACACCCCGCGAGCUGAUCAAGGUGACCAGAGAGGAGGGGGGGAACCAGCAGGACGAGGCUAUCACCUGGUUCAACGUGAUUUAUCCCCGAACGCAGCAGCCAAACUGGCCUCCGGAGUUCACACCGCUGGAGAUCCUCCAAAGACCCGGGGAGACCGUCUUUGUGCCUGGCGGGUGGUGGCACGUUGUCCUCAACCUGGACACGACAAUCGCCGUCACUCAGAACUUUGCCAGCACGACCAACUUCCCCAUCGUGUGGCACAAGACCGUCCGAGGACGACCCAAACUCUCCAGGAAGUGGUAUCGUAUUUUGAAGCAGGAGAGGCCGGACCUGGCGGCGCUGGCAGACAAAGUGGACCUGCAGGAGUCGACGGGCAUCGCAUCCGACAGCUCCAGUGACUCUUCGUCAUCAUCGUCCUCCAGCUCGUCCGACUCUGAUGCGGAGUCGGGCUCCGAGGGCGACGCCACGUCUCACCGCAGGAAGAAGAGACGGACCUGCGGGACGACGGCCAACGGAGACACCAGCAGCCAGGACGACUGCGUCAGCAAGGAGAGGAGCUCGUCACGGUGACCUCCAGCCUCCACCCGCCUCCCAGCGGUGGCUCCUUCACCCGCCAACACUGAAACAACUGCUUCUAGUCUAGUUUGCCUAAAUGUUUGAAUCCCCGAAUGAAGCGAGUUGUAGGUUGAGGAGGAGGAUCCACGGGGGGCGUGGGCCUGCUGGAGACCCGCCACCACUGUGCUUUUCAACACCAAUCAAUAUCUGUUUGUCUCUGUAGCUUCUGUAGUGUGAGGACAUGGAGACGGGGGUCUCUGAGCUGCUUUCUGAUGCGAGCUUGCUGAGAAACAAUUUUUGAGGCUCGUGACACAUUCGGCCACCAGAAGAGUUGAAAACAAACGGUUUGGGCGUCUCGUUUCGCGUAGGUCGCUACAGCAGUGCAGGCGCUUGUGUUGUCAGAUCUGGACAGGAUUACCAGCACUAACAGCCACAUUUCUGUACGCUUACACAAUAGAAAACCAAACACCUGGGCCUCGAGUUUCACAGGUGGAAAGAAAUAAAUAAGUGGUUAAUAGCGUUCUGCAGCGUGGUGACUCCUCACAGGGCGAGCCGGUGAACUACUGUAGCUUGCGAGCUAACGCGAACAUGCUAGCGCUAAUCAGUCACAACAGCUCUCUGAGCUUCUUACUAUUUUCUCUGUGCUGUCUCGUUACCGCCUGUUUUGCGCCUACUGCUGUGAAGCCAGAGGCCCUGGUCUUCUUUAGGAGUCUGCGCCAAAUGUUACGUCUGCAGAAAACUCCAAUCGUUGGGAGUCGUGUCGUCUCCUCUACCUGCUUUGGUGAUUUGACUUCACGCUUGAAUUUAAGGCGUCACUUUAGUUAGCUGGCCCUUAUGAAAUUAAACAGUUAAAGGCAACACACACAUUUCAGUGUGGCGGAUAGGUAGGUGUGUUUUAGAUUGCAUCAAAUACAGGAGACUGUUGUGUUAAAGCAGCAGCUCGGCCUUCGGGAGGAAAAAACUGCUUCAGUGGAGUUUGUGUUCUCAGGUGGAGGUGGAGGUGGAGUUUCAGCAGCAAAGUCGCCACCGUUUCUGUUGGUGUUGUGCCUGUUUCGUGCCUCAUGCUGCAGACUGUCCAGAGGUGCAGUAGGCUUCCAAAUGUUGAGUCAUAUUGAUUUUCCUGGCAGUCAAAGUAAAAGACAGCAGAGGGCACUACAUCUACCAGAAUGCACUGCUGCAGUUUUAGCUCCCGUGGAUGAGGAGACGUGAUGAAGAGCUGGCGUGUUGCAGAGUUUAUUAGCAUUUAUUCAGGUUCUGCAUCUUGCUGAGUAACAGCUGAGCUUUCAGUUGGUUGUCGGAGACUGCAGCUGAUUAAUAUUUUUAUCAUUGAUUAAUCUGCCGAUCAGAGCUGAAACGUUAGUCGAUCGGUCGACCAACUUGAAAGUUAAUCGGCAGCGGUUUUAUUCACGAUUAAUCGGUUGAGUCAUUUUUAAAGCAAAUAAAUCUGUCUCCAGCUUUUUAAAUGUAUAUUUCUGGUUUUUUAUAUUUUGGUUUUCUUCAUUUUCCGUGAUAAUAAACUGAAUAUUUUAGUGUUUUUGUCGGUCGAACAAAACUAGACGUCUGAAGACGCCAUCUUGGCCUCUGGGGACUCGUGAUGGACGUUUCUUUUACAGUUGCUGACAUUUUAAAGACCGUUGACUUCCAACUAAACUACCAGAAGUACCGGUGCUUUUAUCGCAGGAAAGAAAGGUUGUGGAGUGGCUCGGAUAAUACAUUUGGUGAAUUAUCCAAUUAUAAAAUAAUCAAACCACCAGCCUGAGACAGCAGCAACACCUGAACACCACCUGCUGAGAGUGAGAGAUCAUGAAAACUAGCAGAUAGAUAGAUAGAUGAUAAUAAUAAUAGCUAAAAGUGCUGAUAUAUGGCUUCUGUCACAUAAACUUAACCGAAGCUACUGAAAAACAGAAAGCAAGGAGACGCAGCCUAAACACGGAGAAUUCCUAUGUUUUGUUUGAAUAAAAACAUAUUGCAACAAUAUUUUUACGUAAUUCAAAAAUCCAGUUCAAAAUCAAUUCAGUAAAACAUAUUUGAAAUAUGACGGGUUGGUGUGGACUUGGGAACCACCGUUACAAACCGUCAAUCCAGAAAAUAUUCCCAGAUUCCUUUGAUUAAUCGUUCUUUAUAACGUCAGAAAACAAACGGCCAUCUCUUUCCCUCUUCAGAGGCCUCGUGUCCGACCGAAAUAUUCAGUUUACAACAGAAAAUCCCCACAAUGUGGCAUUUCUGCUUAACGAACGCACUUAAAUAAUGAAUCGUUAUCAAAAUGGCUGCCGAUUGAUUUUCGGUCGAUCCGCUCCUCGGGUCAGCGCUGGCGUCGAAGCUUUGUGCGGCUUUUCGAAGAACUCCAGGCUCCUUAAAUCGCUGAAUAUCCGUGCAGUUCGUGCGAAUCUGUGGCUUUAGACUGAAGUGCCUAUAAAGAAGUGACGUUUGCUGUCGGUGCGACUGACUGUUUCUGUGUUUUUAGCUGUCGUUAAACUAACCGAAAGGCGCUGUGUCGGUCACACGGUGCCUCCCCACGUCGCGCGGACUGAUCUGGGACGAGCUUUAGGGUGGAUGUUGAUGUUAAAUGUUGAUGAAGUGAAUCUGAGGAGCCUCUUCGCACUCAGAUCCCGAUGUGAUCGAUUUUCAUUUUGUUCGUCAAUAAAAUCUUUUCUAUGACUCAAA